This is a messenger RNA of Nematostella vectensis (starlet sea anemone), 3666 nucleotides long. RefSeq names its product N-acetylated-alpha-linked acidic dipeptidase 2. Gene Ontology annotation, molecular function: carboxypeptidase activity. The coding region runs from base 409 to 2667 and encodes 752 amino acids. The record is from RefSeq and is a predicted model, not a curated record. Lineage: Eukaryota; Metazoa; Cnidaria; Anthozoa; Actiniaria; Edwardsiidae. The transcript has 19 exons.
GUCGUAUCAAAAUGAUAACGCUUCGUGUGGACGCGGAUCUUUUUUGAAAACGGUUGCGUUUUCAAACGAAAACGGAUACGUGGGGAUAGGGUCUGAUUGAUUUGAUCCGCGAGCUGUUGUACAGAGUCAACAGCGAUCCCGUCAAUUAACUGGACAAGCUUUUGAUCUGGGGAUCAGGCUUUUGAUCUUGGGGACUAUUGGCGCUAUCAUUGAGUGGUUUAUGCUGUCCAGAGGACAAAGUAUCCAAAAAGGGCGAGAGCAAAAACUCUCGUGGCCGCCAUAACCGGCGCCUGCACGCACAGAAAAACCUCUCGCGUUAGUAGCAGAAUAUGACAGUUCAUAUACUACGCCAAGUCUCCAGUAGCCCGGACUACAAGCUGAAUCGCAAGAGGCGAUACUAAAGACAAAAUGACGACGGAUAGCAAGGCUUCGCUUGAUCUGGACGAUAAUGCAUACGAUGCUCAAAAGCGAGAUACUAGGCGCCUAAUCCUGAUAUCUCUGAUUGUAGCUCUAGUUGCGAUUGCCAUAGGAAUACUUGCAGGGUACUUUAUUGGGGUGAAAGUGCAGAGCGACCGGGAUGACAGCGAUGCAAAGACCUCUGCUAUAAAGCAAGAAGAAGAAAAUUUGGAGCUGCACAGGAAGGCUGUUCAUUUUGUUUCUGCUGAGGAGUUGAAAGAGACCCUUAGAUACUUCACAUCUGUUCCUCACGCCCCUGCUUCUAAGGAGACUUAUGACCAAGCGCUGUAUAUAAAAAAUAAAUGGCUUAGUUACGGCUUCGACAAUGUUGACCUGAAAAACUACUCAGUCUUGCUGUCUUUCCCCGAAAAGCCCGGGGAGAUCAUCAUCCAAGACGGCGGCAACAAAGAGCUGAACAGGACCGUUAUAGACACGAAGUUCUUGGAGGCAUCAGAGAACGACUCCAGAGUCUUGCCGCCUUUUAACGCGUUUUCUCCCGCAGGCACCGUUAAGGGAAAACUAGUGUACGCAAACUACGGCAGAACUAGUGACUUUGAGGAGUUAGCUAAACAUGGCAUCAACUGCACUGGCAAAAUCGUUUUGAUGCGUUUAGGAAAAACAUCACGAAUAUACAAGCCAAUGCGAGCGCACAAAGCCGGCGCUGUCGGUCUUAUCAUAUUUAUGGACCCCGAGGAGUACGCGAAGAAGGGGACGAGCAAAGUCUACCCCGAAUACAACUGGCUUCCGGACAGUGCAGUCCAGAGAGGGACCAUCAAGGCAACGAGCGUUAGGGGAGAUACACUUACCCCAGGGUACCCGGCUAUUCCUGGAAUAUACAGACUUCCAAUGGAUGAGGCGAAGAAGGAGCUUCCCCAGAUUCCAGUACAACCCAUAUCUUAUAGGGAUGCGAUACCGUUACUUAGAAUGCUGAGAGGCAGUGUGAAGGACUCGUCGUUCCAGGGCGCUCUGCCUCUUACUUACGGGAUAGAAAUGGACCCUAGUGACAACAGGACGGUGACGCUGACGGUCAACACGGUGUUACAGCGAAAGGUCGUCACUAACGUGAUAGGAACAAUUAGAGGGAAACAAGAACCUGACAAGCUCGUGUUGCUAGGCAACCACCGGGAUGCAUGGACGUUUGGGGCUGCGGAUGGCUCAAGUGGAACCGCUGCCCUAAUGGAAACAUCGCGGGCGAUGGGAGAGAUCAUCAAAAAAGGUUGGCGUCCGCGACGGUCGAUUGUGUUUUGUAGUUGGGGGGCUGAGGAGCCUCAACUGAUGGGAUCUGCUGAGUGGCUGGAGGAGUUCUCCAAACUGCUAUAUAGUCGGAGUGUGGCCUAUCUCAACGUGGAUAUGUCAGUAGAUGGUCGCUAUUCAUUUAGAGCCAAGUCGAUGCCAAUCAUGGACUGGGUUCUAGCAGACUCGGCUAAGAAGGUUCAAAGUCCUUAUGGCAAUGAAAGCGUUUUUGAUGAAUGGAUAAGGAAGCUACCUUCGACUACCAAGUCUGCUGGUUUGCCCAAGCUCCAAGAAAUUCGUAGCGGAAGCGACUACGCGGUGUUUUACCAACGGCUUGGAAUUCCAUGUGUGGAUAUCCGUUACACGUACGACAGGAAAACCGCUGGCAACCCAUUGUACCACACCGUACACGAUACGUUUCGCUGGAUGUCCACAUUGAUCGAUCCAGACUUCCGCUACCACAGGGUGACCACGCGUGUAUGGCUGCAACUAUCUCUGACUCUCGCCGACUCUGCUGUUCUUCCGCUGAACACGACGCGGUAUUGGGAUAUGCUCACGUAUGGUGUGAGUUAUUUCGAGAAAAGAUUCGGUAGUAAGCUUGGUGCUCUGAAUGUAACUUUAGACGAUAUCAAGGAUGUCAUCACUGACUUCAAGAAAGCAUCUGAUUCGUUUGAAGAUAUCGUUGCUGGGGUGGAUAAAAACAACGAUGUUAAAGUAUCCCAGCUGAACCAUCGGUUGUUAAUGCUGGAACGAGCAUUCAUCGAUAACAGCCCGAUCAUGCCAGGAAAACCAUUUCAACGACACGUAAUUCUAACUCCUAGUUACCAUGUCUCAUCGUCAUACUUUGGCGGAGUAGCGGAGGCCUUGUACCGAGUGGACCAGGCUACUGCAAAUGCAGAAGAUGUCAAGCGGCAGAUUUCCUCGGUUGUCUACGGAAUUCGUUCAGCCAUUACCAUUCUCAGCUUAAAGGGCAUUUAGGGAAUUUAGAGAAUAGAAGUGGCGCACAGUUGAGGGGUGGAUGGUAAAACUAUCCGUCGUUUUUUUAGCUCGCUUGGUCAUUUCCUUAUUAGGCAUUACAUACCAUAUUUUGGAGUCCGCUUCAAUCGAUUUUUUGCUUUUUUAUCGCUCUAAAUCUUUGUAAGUCGAGAAUUUCCACGUUAACUUGCAGAAAUUCGUGUUUACUACGAUUUUUCUGGCAACCAUCAUGUAAAUGGAGCCUAGUCCCUUACGUUUUAGAAUAUCACAGGUAUCCCAAGCUCGCCCCAGGCUCUUUUAUUAUACACCUCUCCCACAUUUAAAACAAUGACUUUUUUACAGAACAUUGAUAUCACCCGUCAGCUGUUCAGUCACGGUACACCCCGUACACUCCUAUGUAAGCCGAUUGAAACCGUUAAGACCAUCAAACCUUUCCUCACCCCCCUUACUCUUGUGUGUACCCCUUGACAACGCUAGAACUAUCGAACCUUUCAUUGUAACGGCCUGCCCUGAAAGCUUACGUAUGAGGGUUACAAGAUAACCAACUUAAAGUGUUUUGAAUAGCUUGAUGGUAUAGUGCAUGAUUUAUCUAAAAACCCGCUGUAGAGUAUAUAAUCGAAAAGCAAACUCUGCUUAAAAGAGUUGCAUGCAAUGUUUUAAACAUUGUGGGCCUGCUUGUUCUAUACCCUCAUACAAAAUGAGUGUAGUACUGUAUGUAUGAUACCAUUAACGUAAUCAACAUCUGAAAUAUAGGUCAAAUCUUUUGGACAUAUUCAGCAGCUAAAACUGUGUUUAAAAUAUCCUUUGUCAUUCGACUUAUUUUUCUGACUUUUAAUUAUAUUAUGAUGCUGUUGUUUGUAACUUGAAAAAAAAAAUCAAUUACACCAUUUGCUGUUCAUUAACGGGAAAGGGACAUUCUUUUGGGCCAAAAGUUACAUUAACAUCCAACGUAACAUUACUAGCAUUUAUCGACUUUUAAUAAUUAAAUAUGCGUAAACAUUU